UUCGUAACAUAAAUGUGAAUUUAAAUGGCCGUGAAAUAUAGUAUCCUUUACUUUACUUAACAAACAACAGACCAACGGAAUCUGUGAGCAAUGCUGGUUUAUUACACGCAGCUCAGACUGCUCUAAACCAGUUGUAACGGAGGGGGGCGCGUGAGUGCCACCAUGGCUGCUGCUCAGACUCGAGCUCUCGUGGCAGCGCGAUGGCUCGCGGAUGCUGUCAAAAGCAACCGAGUGGGACCAAACCUGCGAAUAUUAGACGCGUCAUGGUAUUUAUCUAAAUUGAAUCGCAAUGCCAAGGACGAAUUUAAACAAGCUCACAUUCCCGGAGCCUCGUUUUUCGACAUCGACGAGUGCUGUGACAAAAGCUCGGAGUUUGAUCACAUGCUGCCCAGCAAGGGCGAGUUUGCAGACUACGUGGGUAAUUUGGGAAUAGGUAACAACACUCAUGUCGUCGUUUACGACGCGAGCGAUUUCGGCUCGUUCUCUGCGCCACGGGUAUGGUGGAUGUUUAGGGUGUUUGGUCACAAUUCGGUUUCAGUUCUGGACGGUGGGUUCAAGACCUGGCUCCGAGAGGGUCAUCCCGUUACCGAGCAGUACACAAACCCACAACGCACCGAGUUUAAAGCGACCUUUAAAGGUUCCUGGGUGAAAACUUACGAAGACGUUUUGGAGAACACAAAAACAAAGGAGGUUCAAGUGGUCGACGCUAGAGCCAACGGAAGGUUUCGUGGGGUUGAACCAGAGCCAAGGGCAAACAUUGAACCUGGGCAUAUCCCUGGCUCUAUCAACAUGCCUUUUGCCAGCUUCAUGGACAAGACAACAUGUUUGGAACUUCCUGUGGAGGAACUUUCCAAGCUUUUCCUGCAGGCUGGAGUUGACAUGCAGAAGCCAUUCUGGGUCACCUGUGGCUCGGGUGUAACUGCCUGUCACAUCGCCCUCGCCGCUCAUCUGUGCGGUCAUCUGGACGUGUGCCUGUACGACGGAGCGUGGAAUCAGUGGUUCACCAAGGCUGCUCCUGAACAUGUGAUCUCUGAGGGAAAAGGAAAACAGCCAUGAGGAAUAGCCGGGAUUUCUAAUAGAACCAUAACCUUUUUGUUUAAGGCUUCAUUUUGCAUAAUGAUAAAAGGUCAUUAGGUUGCACCACAUUGUCAACUGCUCUAUACAUGUUGAAUAUUCAUUGAAUGUCAUAACAGAUAUUUAGAAUUAAAAACACAAUUUUACUGAAUUCACAUGCUAUUAAAUGAUAUUUAUAUGACCGGACUACAAUGCUUCCGAACUUAAAAGUGCACAGCCAUCCAGAGAAAUAAGGGACAAUGUAAUUAACUUUCUUUGAAAAGUUCUUCUGUUCUUUCUAUACCAGAGUCUAAUAAAUGGUGUUUUCAAUGCA
Triplophysa dalaica is the source of this 1387-nucleotide messenger RNA. RefSeq names its product mercaptopyruvate sulfurtransferase (gene mpst). The transcript is spliced from 2 exons. Gene Ontology annotation, molecular function: thiosulfate-cyanide sulfurtransferase activity. Gene Ontology annotation, biological process: transsulfuration. Gene Ontology annotation, cellular component: mitochondrion. The coding region runs from base 163 to 1056 and encodes 297 amino acids. The record is from RefSeq and is a predicted model, not a curated record. Lineage: Eukaryota; Metazoa; Chordata; Actinopteri; Cypriniformes; Nemacheilidae.